Xyrauchen texanus (razorback sucker) is the source of this 4225-nucleotide messenger RNA. It is a transcript of the gene plrdgb, whose product is annotated as PITP-less RdgB-like protein. Gene Ontology annotation, cellular component: cytoplasm. The transcript is spliced from 20 exons. The record is from RefSeq and is a predicted model, not a curated record. Lineage: Eukaryota; Metazoa; Chordata; Actinopteri; Cypriniformes; Catostomidae. Gene Ontology annotation, molecular function: phosphatidylinositol binding; phosphatidylcholine binding; phosphatidylcholine intramembrane carrier activity. Gene Ontology annotation, biological process: phospholipid transport. Bases 1 to 2895 code for a protein of 964 amino acids.
AUGGCGCUUUUGGAGUGGCCAGUGGAUUCAUCAUCUGAUGUUCACGGCACCACCGUGCCCUCUCGAAAACACAGCGCCUCCCAAUGGAGACUCCAUAACAUUGCACAGGAAUCUGUUGAAAGCUCUGAUGAGGAAUUUUUUGAUGCCAGGGAUGUUAUGGAGGGGAAGACGGCCAUGCUGCUGGGGAUGAGCCAGUGGAACUCUAAUGACCUGGUGGAGCAGAUUGAGACGCUGGGACACCUGGAGCACUCAAGAGAAAGUCUUUACAGACUGCGGCGCCCUCGCUGUGCUCCACAGAGCAGUGUGGAUGGUUUGGAAGACAUGGAGAGGAAGUGCAGGACACAACUGCUCAUCCUGGUGAUUCAUGGAGGUCACAUCUUGGACUCUGGAGGUGGCGAUCCUGGAGGGAAAGCGUGUGAUGCUGCUACUCUAGCAUCCAUGUUGGAGCGUGUGGCGCGGGCACACUUCCAGGCUGCAGCAGACAACAUGCUGGUCAGAUUGGUGCCCUGCCUGCCAGUGUGCGCUGAUGCCUUCUCUCUUGUCUCAAAUUUAAAUCCAUACAGCUAUGAUGAAACCUGUCUGUCCAGCAGUGUGGAUCACUUGCCUCUGGCUGCUCUUCCCAUCCUUGCCAUUGCUGCCCCCCAUUACUUGAAUGCUGUGGCUACAGUCAUUGCUCAGGCCAAUCAGGUUUACCAAAACUUCCUUCAGUCCCCAGAGGGUGUGGGCUUCACUGGUCAGGUGUGUCUGGUGGCAGACUGUGUUGGCGGUGUACUCUGUUUUGACGCCUUGUGUUUCAGUGGUGACAAGCAACACAGAAGCCCUGAGGGCGGCAUCAAGAACAACAGUACAGAGAGUCUCAAGCCAGAUUUGAUGAACUGUCUGAGCCCUACUCUCCGUGGCAGCAAGCGCCUGAGUAAGAGCAACAUUGAUGUGUCAACACCAAGUGACGUGCUGUCUGGAGUCCGUCAUCCACUCAUCCGCAAGCAGACUGACUCAUGUGAUGCAGACGUGGCCAGUGGUCAGUCUGAGGUCUUUCUUAGCAGUCUAUCUCAGGACGAUCAGUGCAGCUCCAGGCAGGCUAUCAAUCCAGGCUGCUUUGAGUUUGAUGUGUCAGACUGCUUUCUGCUGGGCUGCCCACUGGGACUGGUGCUCGCUAUGAGGAGAACUGUGUUACCUGCUGUUGAGGUGGCUCAGCUCCGUCCAGCUUGUUCUCAGAUUUUUAAUCUGUUCUACUCAUCGGACCCCUCCGCAUCACGUCUGGAGCCCUUAUUGCACCCAGCUCUCACCCAACUGCCCCCCUUCCCUGUCCCUCGUUACCAGCGUCACCCCCUGGGUGAUGGGCGCUCCACUCUCAUCGCUGACACAGUACUCAGACACUUGUCAGACAGCUGUGUUUCUGCAGAUGGAGUCCCAGGGCAGUCUUGCACAGGAAAUGCGUCCCACAGGGUCAGUGAACGAGUGAUACGUUGUUGCCCCUCUCUCUCUGGCACUGACACCCAACUGACUGAACCCACCCCGAGCGAGCCUGUUGGCACUAUCUCACACAUAUGUAGUAGGUGGUGGGGGUCAAAGCGGUUAGAUUACGUGCUGUACUGUCCAGAUGUGCUCACCACCUUCCCCACUAUAGCUCUGCCUCAACUGUUCCAUGCCUCAUACUGGGAGUCCACAGAUGCCAUCGCCUUUAUUCUCAGACAGGUAAUGCAGUGUGACUGCCUAAAGGCUGGGGAGGUCAAUUGCUCAGAUGCUAUGCCCAUCUCUCCUUCCAGCCCACGUGAGAAGUGGCUCCGCAGACGGACACAUGUCAAACUGAGGAACAUAACAGCAAAUCAUAGAGUUCAUGAUAUCAUAGUGACAGAGGAUGGUCCUCAGACGCUGGUGGGGCGGUUUAUGUAUGGGCCUCUUGACAUGGUCACACUGACAGGGGAGAAGGUGGAAGUGUUUUUAAUCACUCAGUCUGGUUCUGGUCGUUGGGUGCUGUUCGACACCGUGGUGACCAGCAGCAGUGGACGUGUGUCCUACACCAUCCCUGCAAAUAAAAGACUUGGGGUGGGGGUCUACCCCAUAAAAAUGGUUGUCAAAGGUGACCAGACAAAUGCAGAGGCGUUCCUCACAGUGUUGCCGUGGGGAAUGGAGUGUGUGGUGUUCAGUAUUGAUGGCUCCUUCGCUGCCAGUGUCUCUCUAAUGGGCAGUGAUCCAAAAGUCCGGCCAGGUGCUGUGGAUGUGGUCAGGCACUGGCAGGAUCUUAGGUAUCUGAUCAUCUACAUCACUGGUCGUCCAGACAUGCAGAAGCAGAGGGUGGUAUCCUGGCUCUCACAGCACAACUUCCCCCAGGGCAUGGUUUUCUUUUCGGAAGGGCUUGUUUACGACCCCUUGCGUCAGAAAACCAUCUUUCUGAAGAGUCUGGUGAAAGAGUGUCACAUUAAGAUCAGUGCAGCAUAUGGGUCAAUGAAGGACAUGUCUGUAUACAGCACGCUGGGACUGGCACCGAAUCAGAUAUACAUUGUGGGCAGACCAUCUAAGAAGCAUCAGCACCAAUGCCAGUUUCUCAGUGAAGGCUAUGCAGCUCACCUCUCUACUCUGGAGUUUGAGCAUGGCUCACGCUCCAAAAAGAACCGCAUGGUGCUACGUCAGGGCUCUUUUGGCCUCUCCUCCAAGACGGACUUCCUGUCUCCAUCUCCUGACUUCCUAUCCAGCAAACGCACCCCACUCCUGCGGAGAGCCAUUUCUGUUCAGCAGCCGUCUCCGCCUUCCUCAUCUGUCUCCACUCCCAAACCUGAGCGUGCUCAGAGCCAGCCUGAGUCUCAUAAAGAUGGACCAGAGAUCCGUAUUCAGACCGAUGACCAGGAGGAGGAUGAGGAGAGCGAGAUAAUCCAAGAUGUCACAUGUAUUUGCUGAUUAAUUGUAUUUUUCAAACACAAGAUCCCAUCUCAAACAAGAAAACAUUUAAUCUUUUUUGUAAACAUGAAAGAUCUGCUUCUUGGAAGACAAAUGGCUGCCUGAUUGUUCAAGAGUGCACUGCGAGGAUUCACAGAAUAUUACCAAAAGCAAGCAACCACAGAGGACUGAGACAAAUAGAAAACAACAUGAAAGUGUUUAGUGGGACAAAGCAUAAGGUUGUAGUGUUGAUGUGACACAUAGGAUAGAGAAAAUUGAUAACGAUCAAGCCAUAAGAUUGGACAAUGUAUGGUUUAAAGUCAAUAUGAAUCCCCAUUCACAUUUUACGUGUGUAUUGUUACAUAUUUCAGAGUGAAACAGGCUGUUCAACGAGGAGUGUUGAGCAGGAGUUUAUUUUUUCUCUCUGGAAUUGACUGGAUUGUGUGCGUUCCAUACCUAAAUGGAGCCAGACUUUGUCAAAUACAACCAGUAAGUCUUACUUUCUUUCUUCUGUGGAACACAAAUGGUGAUGUUAGGCUGAAUGUUAGCCUGUCACCAUUCACUUUCAUUGCCUUUUUCCAUACAGUGAAAGUAAAUGGUGACUGAAGAUGUCAGUCUAACAUUCUGCAUAACAUCUCCUUUUGUGUUAGACAGAAAAUCAUAGGUUUGGAACAAUAUGAGGGUGAGUAAUGAUGAGAGAACUUUCAUUAUUAGGUGAACAAUCCUUUAAAGAAAGUAAAUUUUAAUUUCAUGUUGACUUAAACAACCCUCAUAUGUGACAAUCAGUGUUGUUGCAUAGACUGAAGGAAAUGGACCAUGGCUGUCAUAAUUGAGACAAGGAUAGAAUGAUGACACAGAAAGGCUGUUGACAGAAGGUAGUGUCAGGCACAGCUUUUCUGCUUUGCCAAGAGACUCAUUUAAUGUGCAGUGAAUGCGCUCUGCUUUUGUGAAGGUAACCAUGGACAUAACACCUGAACCACAUCUAUUUAUAGCAACGCUGCAACCUCUGUGUUCUUAAUAACUCUUUAGUGACCUACACAUCCCCCAGAUCAUCUCGCUUGUCUGUUUCUUGGAAGAUUGUCUGUUUUCUUGCUGGAUUUCAUAAGGCAUAAGGUCAAAGGAGCUGAGAUAAAGACUGAACCUUGCAAAGAUCAUUCCAGUGUAUUUUUUCUGACAAUUUCCUGCAUGUUCACCAAGCCCAAUUUCUUUAUAUGUGGUCAAAAUUGUGCUAGUGUUGUCCUCAUCUACUGUACAAUGCAGUAUGUGUAAAUAGACUUGUGCUGAAAGAGUGUUUAAAACAUGGCAUGCUGUGGUUUGACAUUUGUGUCAUUUUAGAGAGAAUCUUUUUGUA